UCAUUCUAUUAUAUUCUUCUCUGUAUUUUUUAUUUUCAGAAUUGGAAGACAUGAAGCUAUCCAAAUUUCAAACAAUAAUAGUAACUCUUUAAUUUGCUUAGAAGAAAUUCAAGCUAUUUUUACUAAUUAGAAAUCUUCAACUUUUCUCGAUGAACUAGCAAAAAUUACUGUUAAUCCUCUUCAAGAUUGUUGCAAAAAAAUACUCGACCAAUUAAAUGGAAAUGUUCAAAUGAUUUGCAAAGAAACUGCUGAAUUUUAUUCUGUGUGGAAGAAAGAAAGACAAUUUAGGAUCACAGGCAGUGAUCCAACUUACAAGCUAUUUACUUAUAGAAAUAAUAAAAAGUCCGAUUGGGAGCAGAAAUCAUUACAAUAUUUUUAUCCAACCGCAAUAUCUAACUGUUAUACUAAAUAUGGCUUAAUUAAUAAACUCAUAACUCGUGAAUUAUAUGAAAAAUAUAUUAAUUGUAAAGUUGUUGAAUGUGGUCUCGUUGUAGCACAUAAUAAUUCUUGGCUCGGUAGUUCACCUGAUGGCAUUGUGUUUGAUGAUCUUAAACCUAUAAAAAUGAUUGAAAUAAAAUGUCCUUACAAUGGUAAAAAAAAAACCUUAGAAGAAGUUAUUCCAUCUUUACAGUAUCUCGUGACUGUAAACAACCAAUUAACUUUGAAAAAACAACACCUCUACUAUGCUCAAAUACAAAUAGGUAUGGCUUUAUUAAAUCUGCCCACACAACUGAUUUUUUAAUUUAUAUUCCAUUCGACAAUAAAUUGCUUAUAAUACCUAUCAGCUUCGAUAUAAAGUACGCUGAAAAUUUAUUAUAUUCCUUAAAAAAAAAU
Molecule: messenger RNA, 834 nt
Organism: Polistes dominula (European paper wasp)
Lineage: Eukaryota; Metazoa; Arthropoda; Insecta; Hymenoptera; Vespidae
Source: RefSeq, a predicted model, not a curated record